Messenger RNA from Sinocyclocheilus grahami, 806 nucleotides. RefSeq names its product type I phosphatidylinositol 4,5-bisphosphate 4-phosphatase-A-like. The annotation marks the transcript as partial. The transcript has 6 exons. Gene Ontology annotation, molecular function: phosphatidylinositol-4,5-bisphosphate 4-phosphatase activity. Gene Ontology annotation, cellular component: phagocytic vesicle membrane; plasma membrane; lysosomal membrane. The record is from RefSeq and is a predicted model, not a curated record. Gene Ontology annotation, biological process: phosphatidylinositol dephosphorylation. NCBI's taxonomy places the organism in Eukaryota, Metazoa, Chordata, Actinopteri, Cypriniformes, Cyprinidae.
ACCACAGCAGCGGACGUACCAGUGUGACGCAGGCGGGCUCCAUACACACUCCGGUAGCACAACAAUACAAGCUCUCGCCGCUCCCCCUCUUUACGCCUCGCUCUCGGUAUGGCGGAUGGCGAGCGGUCCCCGCUGCUCUCGGAUCUCGGUGAUGGAGCUCUCGGCAGUGGUAACGGCGGGGUGUCUCCCGGAGCAGCUCCACACGGUGCUCCGAGCAAACCACAGAGUUUUCCUCCGUUUCCGAGCUCGACUCAGCCCCCUCUGUUGAUGGGCGAGAACCCUCCACCAUAUUCCCCCCUGACGUCUCCAGAGAGUGGCAGUGCCCCAGUCAUCAGCUGUAGGGUGUGCCAGUCGCUCAUCAGCGUUGAGGGCAAAAUUCACCAACAUGUGGUCAAGUGCGGAGUCUGCAAUGAAGCUACACCCAUAAAGAAUGCCCCUGCGGGGAAGAAAUAUGUGCGGUGUCCUUGUAACUGUCUUCUCAUCUGCAAGGUCACAUCCCAAAGGAUCGCCUGCCCUCGGCCUUAUUGUAAGAGGAUCAUAAAUUUGGGGCCAGUCCAUCCGGGUCCAGCCAGUCCAGAACCACAACCUGCUGGAGCUAGAGUUUCCUGCGGACACUGCAGCAACACUUUCCUGUGGACCGAAUUUACAGACAGGACACUGGCUCGAUGCCCCCAUUGCAGAAAAGUAUCUUCGAUUGGACAGAGAUAUCCGAGGAGGCGGAGUCUGUGGUGUUACCUGCUGUGCUUGCUAUUUAGCAUCUCAGCCGCUGGUCUGAUUGUGAGUGUGCAUCUUAUAUUUAUCCAUCA